AUGUCGGACUGGGUAGUAACAGAGGAGAAGAAUGUACCCAUCGAUCACAUUUCACGGCGGCGGAGCUUCCCAGUUAGGCCUCCGCCGCUCAGGAUUUACAACCCUAUUAAGGUGAUUGGAUUCGACGGUAAUAUACACGUUCCUAAAUAUAGAUUUUGGAAUCCGUUCAUGCCGGAAAACGUGCUGAGAGCGGCAUAUGUCCCGGUUGUUGCGCAUCCUUUUGGCGAUCGCACGAAAACUCACCAAUGUAGGAGCGACAAUGUCAUGUCGUCAAUCCAUAACCUGCAUUCGGUGUUCGAUGCAGUGGAAAGGCAGAUGGAUGCUUGGAGUCGUUGGAUUUUGGGGGACCCUGUACACGCAAGUACCACCGCAGGAGCGCUUAGAGAUGCCCAUUCGCUCACUGACUUCAUGAAUGUUGGCAGGCGGUUGUUUAACACUUGGGACAAUCACCUGGAACCAGUGAACGAUGCUCACCAGCAUGCGCGGGACCACUCUUCCCGGUACUACGACAACGCUUCUGCUGCCUCCGAGGACUUGCGCAACUAUCGCAUAGCGACUGACCGUGCAAACCAAGCUAUAGAAGACAUUCAUUCUCGAUUGGAAUCAAAUGAUGACCGUGACUACAAUGACUCUCGUGGCGAACUGCUCCCCGUGCGGCACUCUGGCUCCGGCUCUGGCCAAAGUGACGAUAUGAAGUACUAUAAGAUGACCUUCCAUCUACCAGUACUCAACGAAGAAGAUGUCAAGGUCUCUAUUCGUGAAGGUGUACUAACAGUGCGUGCAGACGCCGAUGAAGUAGCAAGCGAUGACAAUCAUUCUGUUGCCCGGCGCUCGCAAAGAUUCCACCACACAGUCAGGUUGCCAGCUAACGCUGAAGUAAGGCUGGCAACGGCUAAAUUCGCCAAUGGUACGCUAACUGUAAAAAUACCCCUAAUGUGUUGA
This is a messenger RNA of Babesia ovata, 942 nucleotides long. RefSeq names its product heat shock hsp20, putative. Gene Ontology annotation, biological process: response to heat. The transcript has a single exon. The coding region runs from base 1 to 942 and encodes 313 amino acids. NCBI's taxonomy places the organism in Eukaryota, Apicomplexa, Aconoidasida, Piroplasmida, Babesiidae. The record is from RefSeq and is a predicted model, not a curated record.